AUGUCUAUUCCUUCGUCGCCGCCGGUCCUUCCGGAUGAGGUCUUCAACGAGCCGCCGAGCUCACCGCCGCUGCCGCCGGCCGCGUUCCCAUCGCGUAAGCGGCAUGCGGGAUGGGACUACGAUAGCAGCAUGUCCAGCGAUCCAAUCUUCAGCGAAGAUGCCUCUGAAGAGUCUGAAGUCACCGGCAUCAAGCGCAAGCGAUUUGUGCGCGGCCCUUGGUACCAGCAUGCUCAUUCUCCAGCUAUGGCACGCGUCAAGGGAGACACCCACAAGCCCGACAGUGGUGUCUGGCUGGGCUCUGAUAGUUCGACUGACAGCAUUGGAGGCAGCAAUCGUCGCAUGCAGAGUCUGACUUUUAAUGAAUACAUGCAGAAGGGCGCUCCUCUCACUCAGCGUCAAACUCCUACGAAGCCGAAAGACUCGAUUCAGGAACGCGCUGCGAGCAUUGUCUUUAACUCGGUCGACGCUUGCAAGGACUCGAUUGAUCUCUCUGACAUGCACCUCGGCUGCAUCGAAAACGAAACCCUCAAGCCGCUCCACCAACUCAUCCGCCUUCCUGUUCCCAUCAACGACGACCAGAAGAUCACCGUCGACCAUUUCGCUCCACUCACUCCCAACAUCAAGUUGUUCCUCUCCAAAAACGAUCUGCAGCAGCUGCCGUCUGAGCUAUGGAAUCUGGGCAAUUUGGCUGUCCUCAGUCUGCGCUCGAAUUGCCUGACCGAAAUCUCGCCCUCGAUUGGCCGUCUCCGCAAUCUCCAUGAGCUCAACGUCGCCGGCAACCAGCUUUCCUUCCUUCCCUUCGAGCUCCUCGCUCUAGUCGAGAACAAGCUUGUUCAGCUUUCCUUAAGCCCGAAUCCUUUUGUACAGCCUUUACCCCUACCGACCUCGACCAUGCUCAGAAACGUUCCUUCCAGACCCGACGAUUGUUUGCGCGAAUUGCAUCGCUUGCGUGUUCGCUGUCCUGACAUCGACAUGAGGGCACCGUCACACGAAGCUUUACUUCAUCGUCUUUAUGCCUCUCGAUUAUAUACCGCUUCUGAGGGGCCUAAGUCCAAAUCCACUUAUGUGGCUUCAUCAUCCACGACUUUCUUCGAGAUCGAUGGUUCGGUCGUGCGUCCACGAUUCCGCGCGUAUACCGCAUAUUCCGCGCCAGAUUAUUCCGCCUCAUUCGAACGUCCCUCACCACCUGGAUCCGUACGAUCUGCAGCACCAUCUCUCUUUGAACUGAGUGCGCGCGCUUGUGCUCGUUCCCAGUACGUUGGACAGUUGUCCACGCUCCUCCCAGAAGACGCGUCGCCACCCGUCAAUACGGCCAUCAGCAAGGUCAUUGAAAGCAAGCAAUUGGGUAUGCAACACUGUUCUGUUUGCAACAAGCAGUUCCUUGUGCCGAGGGCGCAAUGGGUUGACUAUUAUUACGUCGGACCCGGGAGUGAGAUGUGCUCCCCCAGUGAGUUAUUCAGACCAUUCUUGCGCAAGUCCUGCUCUUGGGUAUGCGUCGGUCGAUUGAAUGAGCAAAGAGAGAAAUAUUGGGAAGACUGCGAGAAACACAUCUUGAAUCUACCGAGGCCCUUGUGA
Molecule: messenger RNA, 1575 nt
Organism: Aureobasidium melanogenum CBS 110374
Lineage: Eukaryota; Fungi; Ascomycota; Dothideomycetes; Dothideales; Saccotheciaceae
Exons: 2
Coding region: 1-1575 (524 amino acids)
Source: RefSeq, a predicted model, not a curated record